This is a messenger RNA of Cottoperca gobio, 3901 nucleotides long. It is a transcript of the gene ell, whose product is annotated as elongation factor RNA polymerase II. The record is from RefSeq and is a predicted model, not a curated record. Gene Ontology annotation, biological process: transcription elongation by RNA polymerase II; snRNA transcription by RNA polymerase II; positive regulation of transcription elongation by RNA polymerase II. Gene Ontology annotation, molecular function: cis-regulatory region sequence-specific DNA binding. NCBI's taxonomy places the organism in Eukaryota, Metazoa, Chordata, Actinopteri, Perciformes, Bovichtidae. The coding region runs from base 51 to 2078 and encodes 675 amino acids. The transcript is spliced from 12 exons. Gene Ontology annotation, cellular component: transcription elongation factor complex.
CUCGGUUUACGACAGAGUGCGUCCGUGCGCGUGGUGGGAACGGUAGCAAGAUGGCGGCGCUGAAGGAGGAGCAGUGCUACGGACUGUCCUGUGGAAGAGUGAGCAACGGUAGCAAUGUCUCCGUCUUUCACGUUAAACUCACUGACAGCGCAUUGAAGGCGUUUGAGGGCUAUCAGACCAGCAAGGUCCUGUCAUCACGGCCAUUGAUCAGGUUUAAUGGAAACCAAGGGAAAAUUUCAAUACCACGGUCAGAAACUUCCAGUGAACUGCAAACGUUUACUUUCUACCUGUCACAUGUGGGCAGAGAUAACCCCCAGGGCAGCUUCGACUGCAUCCAGCAGUACAUCACCAGUGAAGGGAGCAUUCAGCUGGAUUGUUUGGGUGGGAUCCAGGACAAAAUUACAGUAUGUGCCACAGACGACUCCUACCAGAAGGCCAGGGAAAACAUGGCCCAGGUCGAGGAGGAGACUCGCAGUCGGAGUGCCAUCGUCAUCAAGCUUGGGGGAAGAUACGUAGGUAAGAAGGUUCAGAUACGGAAACCGGCACCUGGCCUCUCAGACGUCGCCCCGCUACGGAGGACAUCUCGGCCUGUCAUUAUCUCUAGCAGUACGCUAAAGAAGGGCACACCUCAGCACAGGCCGCUCAGAGAGCGCCUCACACACCUGCUGGCCCUCAAGCCUUACACGAAGCCUGAGCUGAUCCUCAGGUUGCAGAAAGAUGGCCUCUUGCCAUUAGACAAGGACUCCCUGGAUAGCUACCUGCAACAGGUGGCGAACAUGAAUGGGAAAGACAACACCUUCACAUUGAAGGACGUUUUGUAUAAGGAGAUUCAGAAGGAAUGGCCAGGCUACACAGAAGGAGACCUGCAGCUUCUCAAGAGAAUCCUGUUUAAGAAACAGAACGCUGCCCCUCCACUGGACAGCCCGCCCAAAGAGCAGACCGGCAGCUCGCCAUCUCAGAAACGGCCGGCUGCUGACUUCACCGACCCUCUUGCAAACAAAAAGCCCAGGAUAUCACACCUCGUCAGCAAGGCUGCAACAGCCCCAGUGAAUGGCAAGCUCAGCUCCUCCAACGGGAGAGGGGAAGCAGGUGGAGCGCAGGCAGGUGGAGCGCAGGCAGGUGGAGCGCAGGCAGGUGGAGCGCAGGCAGGAGUGGCGGUUUCUGUGUCAGAUGCCGGCAUGACGUCCAGCUCCCAGCAGCUCCCUUUGCUGGACAUCCCUCGUCCUUUCGAAGCACUGUCAGAUGUGAGCAAUGACUCCAGCCACAACGGGAGAGAUUGUGACUCUCAGGAAACCGCAGUGUCCGAGAGGCUCAGCCAAUCUCCUUCGGUGUUCUCGGCCCCAACGAUGCUCCACGCGCCCAGCAAAUCUCCUUCGGUGUUCUCGGCCCCAACGAUGCUCCACGCGCCCAGCGUCGCAACAUCAUCUCCUGCACACGCAGCAGCCCCGGAUGGCCCUCGGGACAAGAGUCCUUCAUCCUUCAACAACAAGUCCAAGAAGAAGUCAAAAAAGCAUAAAGACAAGGAGAAGAGCAAAGACAAGGAGAGGGUGAGAGAAAAGGGACAAGAGAAGGAGAAGGAGAAGGAGAAGGAGAGGAAAAGUCGCGGGGAGCGUGUGCCUGAGCCUAACCGAGCCUGUGCGAUGAGCCCAGGAAACCUCAAAAGCAACAGUAUUCCACAUAAAAGCACAGAUCUGAAUGGGAUGUGCAACAGUACCAAUAUUCCUUCAUCGUCACCUGAGGUGGCAGACUAUUUAUUGAAGUACAUGGUGAUCGGCUCUCCGGAGCAGCGUCAGAAGUAUAAAACCGAUUUCAACGCCGAGUACAGCGAGUACCGGGGUCUGCAUGCUCGGAUAGAGGGCAUCACCCGGCAGUUCACUGUGCUUGACAACGAGCUCAAACAGCUCAAUCAAGGCACAGAUAAGUACAAGACAAUCCACAAUCAAAUACUUCAAGAGUAUCAUAAAAUAAAAAAGACUAAUCCAAACUAUAGCCAAGAGAAGAACCGCUGUGAAUAUCUACACAACAAACUGGCACAUAUAAAGAGACUUAUUGCCGAGUACGAUCAACAGCAACUUUAAAAGUAGUUAUUACACAGUGUUUACCUGUUGUCUCUGGAAACCAAGCAGAUAAAGGAAAACUCUGGACUCCGCCUGUGCUACAAAAAAAAAAAAAAAAAAAAAAAGUUCUCAUGAAAGAUGCCAUGAAAGGAGUAUUCCCCUCAUUUGGGGCCAAAGGCUCUGAUGAGGACUCAGCAGGACACACAAUCUUUUUCUCUUUCCUUUCUUAUUUUAUUUUUUUUCUGAAGAUGGGGGUGUGCCUGGUGUGGCCGGGUCCGUCUGUGUAGUUACAAUGCAUCCAGAAAAAAAAGGUUCUGUGUGGCUUUCUUUUUCUCAACAGCCCUUCCUGCUUAGAGUGCACAGAGGUCUGAAAGAGUCAAACGUGGAAACUUUCCCGCUUUCUUGGGAGAUGAUUCAAAUAAUCGUUCCUGCUUUUGAAACUGGAGGGACGGGGGAGGGGGGGGGACGCCGACACUGGGAUGAAAACUGCAGAUUGUGUAUGCCAAAUGCAACUAAUUUGUUUUUGAGUAAUGAAAUGAUGCAUCAGUUUCCCCCCAUAUCAAAUGGUUAUGACGUUGAAGUUAUUUUUCCUUUUUUAUUUAUUUUUUGACACUUAAAUUGGGGGGGGGGGGGGAUUGAGUCUGUUUUACACUCCUCAAUAUCAGUACUUAAAGCUGUCUCUUCUUUUCUGUCCUCGCAUCUUGAAUGUCAGCCAGUAUUUAAUUCAGAAGCUGCCUUGCCCAUCGAAUUGUCAGUCUGUUGGCGUUAAUCCUAUUUUUCUCUUUUGAAGAGAUGCAGAUAUAACUUUUGAUUAAAUCAAGACGAUGCAUCUAAAUGCACACAGUCAGACGCCGGUUUGUGCGCUCGGCUUUUCUUUUCUAAAAUAAUGUGCAGAUGUCUUAACAGAGGGGACAUGUGUGAAAGUUUCCAUUCACUCUCUGAGCUGUAGAUUUCCUCCUCACUCAGUCAUCAAGCUGCGCUGCUAGUUCAUCGGUUACAGCAGUGGUCUUUAGUUCUGGUUUAUUAUAAUGUAUCAAUGGAAAACUAUAUUCAGCUCUUAAUUGGUUGUCUUUCCAGUUUAGGUCAUGAUGGCUUUUUGUAGCAAUAGAAUUAUUCAAAGUUAUCUGAAGAGUUCAUCGUCGGCUCUACUCUUCAUCAUGCUUCAGAAGAUCCUCAAAUUGUAAGAUGAAGCAGACGGGGGGUGUGGAUCUGCAGGCUUUUUUCCUUCAUCUUAAAAAAAAAAAAGUGGUUUCAUCCACAGAUUUGAUUCCCGUGAGUUACCAUUAUUGUCCCCCUUUUUUUUUUUUUUGUUAAAAUAGUGUUUACAGUGUCUUUAAAAAGAUCAAAUGUUGAGUUAAGUCUGCUCCAUCGACCCACGCGUUAGUCCAUCGAGACUGUUAAGAUGAAGCCAUCCUUGAUCAUCUUCCAGGUGGAGGCGCAUCACCUGCGACCAGUUUUUGCCUUUUUCCAAAUGUGAUGUCAGAUAUUCACGGAGGUUGACCUGAAAUCUAUUUUCCUGGGUCAGCGCUCCACUCUGAGAAGCGUCGCGUCAAGACGUGUCCACUCGACGUAUCUGAAGACGAACUAGAACUGCUGUAUCGGAACUUCACCUGACAGACGAGCGAGUCGACUUCAGUCAGCGAGUGCAUUUCUGAUAUCGAUCUUUUUAUGUGAAUAUGAAAAAUCAGCACUUUUUUUCCUGAUCUUGCUGUUACCCGGGGGUUUUGUCCAAAUGACACUUUCUCUUUGUCCAUCAGAGUGCAUGCUUUAUGAAUGUGUUAAAAUGAACAGUCUUUGUAUCUUUACUUGAAAAAAAAAAAAAAAAAAAAAAAACUGCCCAAGGA